This is a messenger RNA of Polyodon spathula (Mississippi paddlefish), 1392 nucleotides long. RefSeq names its product DNA polymerase alpha catalytic subunit-like. The coding region runs from base 80 to 1387 and encodes 435 amino acids. Gene Ontology annotation, biological process: mitotic DNA replication initiation; leading strand elongation; DNA replication. The record is from RefSeq and is a predicted model, not a curated record. Lineage: Eukaryota; Metazoa; Chordata; Actinopteri; Acipenseriformes; Polyodontidae. The transcript has 10 exons. Gene Ontology annotation, molecular function: DNA replication origin binding; single-stranded DNA binding; chromatin binding. Gene Ontology annotation, cellular component: alpha DNA polymerase:primase complex.
CUGUAUAUACAGAUGUUAUAUUAAAUACGCAGUUUAUUUUGAAUGCUAAUGUGAAAUCCCUCUUCUCUUCCAGAUCCUGAUGCACACCAAAGAGCUGGUCCAGAAGAUGAAUCUGGAAGUCAUAUACGGAGACACCGAUUCCAUCAUGAUCAAUACUAACAGUGCUAAUCUGGAGGAGGUCUUUAAACUGGGGAACAAGGUUAAGAGUGAAGUGAAUAAGCUGUACAAGCUCUUGGAGAUCGACGUGGAUGGGGUCUUCAAGUCUCUGUUGCUGCUCAAGAAAAAGAAGUACGCAGCCCUGACUGUGGAGCCCACGGGGGACGGCAAGUACACCACCAAGCAGGAGCUGAAGGGGCUGGAUAUUGUCCGGAGAGAUUGGUGCGACCUCGCCAAGGAGGGUGGAAACUAUGUCAUUGCUCAGAUCCUUUCAGAUCAGCCCCGAGACACGAUCGUGGAGAACAUCCAAAAGAGGCUGAUGGAGAUCGGAGAGAGCGUUGUGAACGGCAGCACUCCCCUCCACAUGUUUGAAAUCAACAAGGCCUUGACGAAGGACCCUCAGGAUUACCCUGAUAAGAAGAGCCUGCCCCACGUGCACGUGGCCCUGUGGAUAAACUCACAGGGGGGUCACAAGGUGAAAGCCGGGGAUACCAUUUCAUACGUCAUCUGUCAGGACGGCUCCAAUCUGAGUGCGAGUCAGAGAGCCUACGCCCUGGAGCAGCUCCAGAAGCAGGAGGGCCUGAGCAUCGACACGCACUACUACCUGUCCCAGCAGGUCCAUCCCGUGGUGUCCCGAAUCUGUGAGCCCAUUGAGGGCAUCGAUGCCGUCCUCAUCGCUACGUGGCUGGGUCUGGACCCGUCUCAGUUCCGCUCUCAGCAGCAGUAUCACCGGGACGAGGAGAGCGAUGCCCUGCUGGGGGCGCCGGCGCAGCUGACUGACGAGGAGAAGUACCGUGACUGCGAGAGGUUCAAGUUCCCCUGCCCGCGGUGCGCCACAGAGAAUAUCUACGACAGCGUCUUCGAUGGCUCGGGAAAAGUGAUUGAACCCAGCUUGAUGCGCUGCAGUAAUACAAACUGUGAAGCUGCACUGAUAAAUUACGGAGUUCAGAUGAGCAACAAACUAAUUCUGGACAUCAGACGUCACAUAAAAAAGUAUUACAGUGGCUGGUUGAUUUGUGAGGAGCAGACCUGUCGGAACCGAACCCGGCGCCUUCCUCUCGGCCUGUAUCGGAGAGGGCCUGUGUGCCAGGCCUGCAUGAAGGCCUCCCUCCGGCCCGAGUACCCUGAAAAAGCUCUCUACACCCAGCUCUGCUAUUACCGGUAUAUUUUUGACUGGGAUUAUGCUGUGGAAAAAGUUAUACCUCAACAAGACAAAGGUACGUCCUUUUAAUCUAC